AGCCCCAGCCCCAGUCACAGCCCCAGCCCCAGUCACAGCCCCAGCCCCAGCCCCAGCCCCAGUCACAGCCCCAGCCCCAGUCACAGCCCCAGCCCCAGUCACAGCCCCAGCCCCAGUCACAGCCCCAGCCCCAGCCCCAGUCACAGUCCCAGUCCCAGUUACAGUCACAGCCCCAGUCACAGCCCCAGUCACAGCCCCAGCCCCAGUCACAGCCCCAGUCCCAGUCCCAGUUACAGUCACAGCCCCAGUCCCAGCCCCAGUCCCAGCCCCAGUCACAGCCCCAGUCACAGCCCCAGCCCCAGUCACAGCCCCAUCCCCAGCCCCAGCCCCAGUCACAGCCCCAGUCCCAGUCCCAGUUACAGUCACAGCCCCUGCCCCAGUCACAGCCCCAGCCCCAGUCACAGCCCCAGUCACAGUUACAGUCACAGCCCCAGUCACAGCCCCAGUCACAGCCCCAGCCCCAGUUACAGUCACAGCCCCAGUCACAGCCCCAGUCACAGCCCCAGCCCCAGUUACAGUCACAGCCCCAGUCACAGCCCCAGUCACAGCCCCAGCCCCAGUUACAGUCACAGCCCCAGCCCCAGUUACAGUCACAGCCCCAGUCACAGCCCCAGUCACAGCCCCAGCCCCAGUUACAGUCACAGCCCCAGUCACAGCCCCAGUCACAGCCCCAGUCACAGUCCCAGUCACAGUCACAACCCCAGUCACAGCCCCAGCCCCAGUUACAGUCACAGCCCCAGUCACAGCCCCAGUCACAGCCCCAGCCCCAGUUACAGUCACAGCCCCAGUCACAGCCCCAGUCACAGCCCCAGCCCCAGUUACAGUCACAGCCCCAGUCACAGCCCCAGUCACAGCCCCAGCCCCAGCCCCAGUCACAGCCCCAGCCCCAGUCACAGCCCCAGCCCCAGUCACAGCCCCAGUCACAACCCCAGUCACAGUCCCAGUCACAGCCCCAGUCACAACCCCAGUCACAACCCCAGUCACAGUCCCAGUCACAGUCACAGUCCCAGUCACAGCCCCAGUCACAACCCCAGUCACAACCCCAGUCACAGUCCCAGUCACAGUCACAACCCCAGUCACAGUCCCAGUCACAACCCCAGUCACAGUCCCAGUCACAGCCCCAGUCACAGCCCCAGCCCCAGUCACAGUCACAGUCCCAGUCACAACCCUAGUCACAACCCCAGUCACAGUCCCAGUCACAGUCACAACCCCAGUCACAGUCCCAGUCACAACCCCAGUCACAGUCCCAGUCACAACCCCAGUCACAACCCCAGUCACAGUCCCAGUCACAGUCACAACCCCAGUCACAGUCCCAGUCACAACCCCAGUCACAACCCCAGUCACAGUCCCAGUCACAGUCACAACCCCAGUCACAGUCCCAGUCACAGCCCCAGCCCCAGUCACAUCCCCAGCCCCAGUCACAGCCCCAGCCCCACCAGCCCCAGUCACAGCCCCAGUCACAGCCCCAGCCCCAGUCACAGCCCCAGUCACAGCCCCAGUCACAGUCCCAGUCACAGUCACAACCCCAGUCACAGCCCCAGUCACAGCCCCAGCCCCAGUCACAGCCCCAGCCCCAGUCACAGCCCCAGUCACAGCCCCAGUCACAGCCCCAGUCACAGCCCCAGCCCCAGCCCCAGUCACAGUCACAGCCCCAGCCCCAGUCACAGCCCCAGUCACAGCCCCAGCCCCAGUCACAGCCCCAGCCCCAGUCACAGCCCCAGUCACAGCCCCAGCCCCAGUCACAGCCCCAGUCACAGCCCCAGUCACAGCCCCAGCCCCAGUCACAGCCCCAGCCCCAGUCACAGCCCCAGCCCCAGUCACAGCCCCAGCCCCAGUCACAGCCCCAGUCACAGCCCCAGCCCCAGUCACAGCCCCAGCCCCAGUCACAGCCCCAGCACCAGCCCCAGUCACAGCCCCAGUCACAGCCCCAGUCACAGCCCCAGCCCCAGUCACAGCCCCAGUCACAGCCCCAGUCACAGCCCCAGCCCCAGUCACAGCCCCAGCCCCAGUCACAGCCCCAGCCCCAGUCACAGCCCCAGUCACAGCCCCAGUCACAGCCCCAGUCACAGCCCCAGCCCCAGUCACAGCCACAGCCCCAGUCACAGCCCCAGCCCCAGUCACAGCCCCAGCCCCAGUCACAGCCCCAGCCCCAGCCCCAGCCCCAGUCACAGCCCCAGCCCCAGUCACAGCCCCAGUCACAGCCCCAGCCCCAGCCCCAGUCACAGCCCCAGUCACAGUCACAGCCCCAGCCCCAGUCACAGCCCCAGUCACAGCCCCAGCCCCAGUCACAGCCCCAGCCCCAGUCACAGC
Molecule: messenger RNA, 2310 nt
Organism: Oncorhynchus masou masou (cherry salmon)
Lineage: Eukaryota; Metazoa; Chordata; Actinopteri; Salmoniformes; Salmonidae
Product: cell surface glycoprotein 1-like
Exons: 2
Source: RefSeq, a predicted model, not a curated record